Symbiodinium pilosum is the source of this 1622-nucleotide messenger RNA. The record is from the annotation of a GenBank genome assembly. Lineage: Eukaryota; Dinophyceae; Suessiales; Symbiodiniaceae.
AUGACGGGCGCUUCUGCAAGGAGCUCCUCUGCUCCCUUGCGUUCGACCGGCCGCUUCGCGGGCCGUGAGGUCGCGAGCGGUGCAGGUCCUCCCUCCGAGCUCCCUGACACCCGGCCACGGGUGAAGGCGCUACAGAAGGCCCGGCCUGGCGAGCCUGCUUACAUCCCGCCAGGUCAGGUCGCCAUAGAGAAGAAGACACCGCCCAUCCCGCCAAUUCAAGGACCAAAAGUGCGGACCGUGAAGGCCUCCCCCUAUGCGGCGGGCGGGUCCUCCGCCGCCCGUAGGCCUUUGGUCUCGCCACCCAUCCUGGAGCGGGGCGAGCUUCGUGAGAUGCGCCGCCUUCAACAGAACGUGCUUGGCACUGGGCGUGCCGCAGGAGUCUCCCUUGAGCAGGCCUCUGACUUCUUGAGCCCGUCAGGACCGGUGUCUGGCGGGCCUUUGGUCGCCGACCCGGUUCCUCCUCCUGACGAGGAGGAGGCGCCAAGAGCCGACGCACCAAUGCCUCAGGCGCCGGCUAGCCCUUCUCCUGAGCCUCAGGCUGAGGCCAUCGCCGAGGCAAAGGCCAAGGAGGAAGAGAUCACGGGGGCAUUCACUGCUGAAGGCCUGGGCAGCCACGGCGGGCCAAUGGCCACAGGCGAGGGCACAUGGACGUGCUCGUCCUGCGGGCUCAUCUUUGAGUCGCGGACCCAGUGCCUGUUGCGCAUGCGUGCAACUCACUUGGCACCGGAGCCUGAGGUGGUUUUUAAGCCACCGCCCGUAGGGUUGGCUGACCCAGAGACCCCGAAGCCGGCACCGGCAGCGGUUGCUCCGCCCCCGUCUGCGGGCGACAUCCGCCGCGACAGGGCGGACGCGCUGUACGUCUACCAGAAAGACGGUGCCUGGCGUUUGCAAAACCCGAACCAGCAAAGGAUGCUGGUCAAAAUCAAGCAUCUGGACCUUGCGUCUGUCCCCUACCUCACGGAGGGGAGCAGGGUCUUGCUUCUCACUGGGGUUGAGACCAGCUACGAGCCUGUCGCGGAGGCGGCGGGCAGCUCGUCUGUCGCCCCUUCCGGCGGAGGCUUCGACCGUUACGGCCAAGCUAAGGCAAGUGUUGCCAAGCCUUCGAAGAAGGCUAAGGGAAGUGUCGGCGGUGCGCUCUCCGGAGCUACUCCGGAUGAUACAGAUGAUGAGCAGGGGCUCAUUCCAGCAGAGCCUGCUCAGGAGGCGAAGUCGCGUGGCUCUGAGCAGCCUAAGACGCCUCCCAAGGGCUCUCGCCCACCGCCCAAGCUGCCGUCUGACAGCGCAGCCUGGAAGCCCAGUCUGAGGGGCGGUGAAACAGCGGACCGCUCUGAGUCUGCGCAGCGGCCGUCUAAGUGCAAGGCUGAGGCGGGCCGAAAGGUCGCCCGGACUGACCCUGCCCCGAAGGAGGCGGGCCAGCCGGCCGCCCCUCCGGCGGAGCGCACUACCCCUGUCUACAGAGGCAGGCGGUACGAGACAGGGUCCGGAAAGGACUUCCCGCUGGACUUGCGUGAGCAAGCCUCCUCUUCCUCAAGUGCUCCACGUAAAUGGGCGAAGGCGGUUGAGCCGAGCGAGCCGAUCCUUUUUGGAGGCCGCUCCAAAGACCGCCGCGACUACAGUCCUCG